Molecule: messenger RNA, 3141 nt
Organism: Pristis pectinata (smalltooth sawfish)
Lineage: Eukaryota; Metazoa; Chordata; Chondrichthyes; Rhinopristiformes; Pristidae
Gene: dlc
Product: deltaC
Exons: 10
Coding region: 200-2200 (666 amino acids)
Biological process (GO): establishment or maintenance of epithelial cell apical/basal polarity; multicellular organism development; Notch signaling pathway
Cellular component (GO): protein-containing complex; plasma membrane
Molecular function (GO): calcium ion binding
Source: RefSeq, a predicted model, not a curated record
GGAGCUCCGGCGGCUCCCGGAGUUUUAAGAAAGGACAAAAUAAUCCCAGAUUGAUAUCAUAAAACGGAGAGACAACCCCACUCUCUCCUCUUCAGUAGACGCUUGGAGAAUUCCUUAAAUAAAGACAUUUGCUGUGUUAUUGUCUGGUAACGUUGAGUCGGCUUGGAUCUUAUCUGUGGACACGCAACUUGUGUACAGGAUGGCUGCAGUUUUUUCUUGCAUCGUAGUCUUGAUGUCUGUUGCCCAGACUUUUUCCACCGGCGUCUUCGAACUCAAAGUGGAUUCGUUCACCACCCGGCAGCCGGGCUUGCCUCGCAGUUGUCAGAGGGCACAGCAGUGCGGUCGGUUCUUCCGGGUCUGUCUGAAGCAUUACCAGGUUAACAUUUCCCCCGACCCGCCGUGCACCUACGGGACUGGGCACACCCCGGUAUUGGGGCCAGGAGGCGACUUGGUGCGGGACAGCGAACCCAUUCGGAUCCCCUUCCACUUCACGUGGCCGGGGACUUUCUCUCUGAUCAUUGAGGCUUGGAACGCGGAGACGGACGAGCCCAACACCGAUGACCCCCAGAACCUGAUCAGCCGCCUGGCCACCGGCCGGCGCCUGGCCAUCGGCGAGGACUGGUCCCAGGACGUGCAGACAGUGGAGCAGAGCGAACUGCGCUACAGUUAUCAUGUGGUGUGCGGCGAGCAUUACUACGGCGAGGGCUGCUCCGCGUACUGCCGCCCCAGAGACGACACCUUCGGCCACUACACCUGCGACGAGGCCGGUCAGAGAGUCUGCCUGGCCGGCUGGAAGGGCGACUAUUGCUCAGAACCGAUUUGCCUGCUGGGUUGCAACGACAAAUACGGAUACUGCGAAAGACCCGGAGAAUGCAUAUGUCGCAUUGGCUGGCAGGGACGGUUCUGUGACCAGUGUAUCCGCUACCCAGGUUGUCUCCAUGGCAUGUGCCAGGAACCUUGGCAGUGCAAUUGUCACGAGGGUUGGGGCGGCCUCUUCUGCAACCAGGACCUCAACUACUGCACCAACCACAAGCCGUGCAAGCAUGGAGCCACCUGCACCAACACUGGGCAAGGGAGCUAUACCUGUACCUGCAAACCAGGCUUCAGCGGCACCAACUGUGAGAUUGAGACCAACGAGUGCGAGAGCAACCCUUGCAAAAAUGGAGGGAGCUGCACGGAUCUAGAAAACAAUUACACCUGCACUUGUCCCCAGGGAUUCUACGGCAAGAACUGCGAGAUCAGCGCUAUGACCUGUGCUGAUGCUCCAUGCUUUAACGGAGGUUCCUGCACCGAGAAGCCACAUGGAGGUUACACCUGCCGAUGUCCUGCUGGGUUCAUUGGCUCCAACUGCGAGAAGAAGAUUGGCCGCUGCACCAACAACCCCUGUGCGAACGGAGUCUGCUACGUCCUUGGUCGGAGCUUCACCUGCCGUUGUCGGACUGGGUUCAUCGGACCGAGAUGCGAGAUCAAUGAGGAUGACUGUGCCAAGAGUCCGUGUGCAAAUGGCGGCACUUGUAUUGACGGAAUCAACUCCUAUACUUGUAGCUGUACCCUUGGCUAUGGCGGGAAGGAUUGCAGCAUUCGCAAGGACCCCUGUGUCAGCAACCCCUGCAGAAACAAUGGUAUUUGCUAUACUCACUACACUGGCCACGUCUGCAAAUGCCCGGUUGGAUUUAUGGGACCCAACUGUGAGUUCCACGUGACGCCCACCACUCCCACUGACGGGGAUAACCCCUUCCCCGUUGCCCUUGCCAUCUCUUUCGCCUUGGGCUUUGUAACUCUGACCUUGGUGGUGUUUGCCGCGGUGGUGAUUCUGAAGCACGUGCGGAGAAACCAGGGCAGCCGAAGUGCGGUGCGGAAUGAUCUGGAGACCAUCAACAACCUGUCGGAUUACCAGAAGGAGAAGGAAGCCUUCAUCAUCUCCACAGGACAGUUCAAAGUUUCCAACAAGGAUGCUGCACUGAGCACAGACUGUCUGACUGAUAAAUUUAACUGUAAACAGAAACUUCAUGCACUGGAUUACAAUCUGUCUGGGGACCUGAAAGAGGAACAGCCUUUGAAAAAGAAUAUUGAAAAUAAGAAAUCUGAUUGCCUGUCAACUUCCAAACCCCCGGGCUCGUUUCAGAAGGAGGGAUUGUACCAUCCAAUGUACAUCAUGCCGGAGAGGGUUGAACCAUGCAUAUUUGCGACUGAGGUAUGAAUUUGGUCUCCUUAAGUUUUGAUGCUCAAGCUUCUCCUGUUUCUGAAUGUUUACAGAUUUAUUGGACUCUAUGGGGUUUUGUAUUCCUGUAUUUAAUAUUUAUUCAUGCUGCUGGAUUUUGGAACGGAGAACCUCCUUAUUGUUUAAGACCGUUUUUUUUGAACCUGGCUUCUGGAUAAUGAAGAUUGCCUGCUGACACCUCUUUGGAAGCUGGGAAACAUUUGCACUAUUUUCAAGGGCAAAGUUAUGCCCAAAAAAAAUCUGCAUCCCAAGGACUGAAAAAGGGAGGAAUGGUGGAGCAAAAAAGGCAGGACCUUUUGAACCGAUUGUGGCCAUGAGUUCUCAACUUGAUGUCUCCUAGGUGUUUUUUCGAAUCCCUUUUGCAAAAAUAAGUUGCUCUAUCAAAUUGCAACAUGGCACCCACAAUCUUGAGGGGCUGUUGCUCUGCAGAAUAUUGCCCUUCUCUCUGUUUAAAAUGACAGACAAUAUCAGAGGAUUGCAAGAAGACAUUCUAGACAUCAGAAUGAGGAAGACGUACAGUAUACAUUACAAAAGAUAAAUGUUCAGUGAGUUGAGUUCAAGGCAGGCAUCCAUUCAGACUUCAGUAAAGCCCAUUCAUGAAUCCGAGCUUCAGGACACCUUUCAAACCUUUCCAUCAACCUGCUGCCUCCCGGUGGAUUCUCUUAUUCUAUAUAUAGUCAAAUAUGGGAAUAUGCUGUGUAUAUGUCUUAUCAUGAAGGACUCCUUUUAAUAACAUGGAAAAUUAUUGCAUUUCUGUUUCAAAGUCAAGCCAAUGUUAUUUUAAUAUUUUAUAAUUUAAGAAUUUUGAUAUGCAUACAAAAUGAAAUAUACUUUUUCUAAUUUUAUUUUGUAUAUAGUGUAUAUUUAUAAGAGAAUUGUACAUAUGUUUAUCUAUUAUGUUUUAUAUAUGUCUUUCUGUU